Molecule: messenger RNA, 821 nt
Organism: Cimex lectularius (bed bug)
Lineage: Eukaryota; Metazoa; Arthropoda; Insecta; Hemiptera; Cimicidae
Gene: Adi1
Product: 1,2-dihydroxy-3-keto-5-methylthiopentene dioxygenase
Exons: 2
Coding region: 192-728 (178 amino acids)
Molecular function (GO): acireductone dioxygenase [iron(II)-requiring] activity
Source: RefSeq, a predicted model, not a curated record
CAAGUGUUAAAAUUCAUCAGUAGUGAUAACUAGUUGAUCUUUUUUUCUUUAUCCUUACGCAAUAGAUUACAUAUUUUAUUAGUUGUGGAAUGCUUGUUUUAUUUUUAUUCUAAACCCUGGGAUAUUAAAAUAGUAUAUUUCGAGAUUGGCCAGCUCAGAAGGCAAGCAAUAAAUUGAAUAAAAAGAUAAUAAUGGUCUGUUGUUGGUAUAUGGACGAUAAAGAGGGAGAUCAAAGAGAUAAACACAUGAGAGAUGAAAAUUCGUUUGUGACAUUGGACCGAUUGAAAAAAUUAACGGGAGUCGAGUACAUCCACAUAGAAGACCUUGACGACAAAGAUUCAAUAGAGAAUAUAAAAAGAGAAAGGGGAUACAACUAUGAAGAUGAGAUGACGUGUUCGAAAGAGUGCUUGGAAAACUACGAGGAGAGGCUCAAAACGUUUUACACCGAACACUUGCACACGGAUGAGGAGAUAAGGCUGGUGCUCGACGGCACCGGAUAUUUCGAUGUGAGGGACAAAGAGGACAAUUGGAUCAGGAUCAAAGUGGUCCAAGGCGACCUUCUGAUCAUCCCGAGUGGCAUAUACCACAGAUUCACGCUCGACCAGAGCAAUUUCAUCAAAGCAAAGCGGUUUUUUCAAGGAGAGCCAGUUUGGACACCGCACAACAGGCCAGCUGAAGAUAUGCAGUGUAGAAAGGAUUACCUUGCCAAACUGACAAGGGGAUUCUAAAAUUCAUGUAAAUGAACAUAUUUUUGUAAUAAAUUGUUUUAUGCUUUACCAUGUCUAAUCCAAGAUUAAAGUUAUAUAUUAGUCAAACUUAUA